AUGCUGCAAUACGAUGCGCGCUUGUGCUCAAUAGCUUAUUGUGUUCGAACACGAAAAUUACACAUUGAUUCGGCUCCAUUUCACACAUCGACAAAGGUCACUCAGCUCAUCAACAAUGUUGAAACAAUAUGUACUAAUAUACUCGAAUCGGGUGAUCGAGCACGAGCAAUGAAACGUCUUCGAGUUCCACCACUCGAAGAAAAACAAUCACCAGUGGUGACAUUUCGUGUUGGAAUAUUUGUCGGUAAGGUAUUUUGUUUCUUUUCUUUUUGUUUGUAGAAAAGUAACUCUUUAGGAAUGAUCUGUAUUUUAUUGCCAAUGGUGUUCGCACUCGCCAUUCUUUUUAUGGACAGUCAAUCGGCAAAACCGCUCGCCUGGCGUCAAGCACUUCUUCUCUACCGUUCUACAUGUCUCAUCAUUCUUCAAGUUAUUCUUGUCGGUAUCAAUGUUUACGGUUGGUCAUCGUCCGGCGUCAAUCAUAUUCUCAUAUUCGAAAUCGAUCCGCGCAAUCAUUUGGUCUAUCAACAAUUGCUCGAAGUAGGAACAUCUUUAUUGGUUCUUUGGUUUCUUAGUUUUGUUGGAUUCAUUGUCUCAUCCCAUUUCGCUUUUUAUCCAUUUAUACAGCCGCUUGCUUUUGUUACUCUGUUGAUUCUCUUUCUAAUCAAUCCAAUAUCGAUACUUUAUCGUGAAGCUCGCUUCUGGCU
Messenger RNA from Didymodactylos carnosus, 704 nucleotides. NCBI's taxonomy places the organism in Eukaryota, Metazoa, Rotifera, Eurotatoria, Philodinida, Philodinidae. The record is from the annotation of a GenBank genome assembly.